AUGUGGGAAAAGCCUGAGAAGGUGAGAGGACAAAGAGAAUGCAGCCCAUUCAAAUGCGUCGGCUGUAAGAAAGGAAUAUCACCAACCGAUAUGGUAUAUAAAUUCAAGUCAGAUAUUUUUUAUCAUGUUAAUUGUCAUCGAUGUUAUCAGUGUGAGAAAGUCUUAUCACCUGGCGAACAAAUUUUAGUGGAUGAAACAAGUAAGACAGUCGCUUGUCUUGUGCAUAAUACAUCAACAAAAAGUAUGCUUUUGAUAGAACUUGAUUCUCCUUUGUCAUUAAGCCAGUUUUCUUUGGAUAGCUAUGGAUAUGAUUAUGCCGAUGGGAAAUACUUGAAACGACGUGGUCCGAGGACAACUAUUAAACAAAGUCAGCUCGAUAUACUCAAUCAAAUCUUUAUGUCAACGCCAAAACCCUCGAAGCACGCUCGAGCAAAGCUUGCACUUGAAACGGGACUUAGUAUGCGAGUCAUACAGGUUUGGUUUCAAAAUCGUCGCAGCAAAGAACGACGUCUCAAACAUCUUUGCAACUAUUUGCGGCAUUAUGAGCAGCGUGGCCUUAUACCGCCACCAUUUAGUUUAGACCAAAAUGUGUCAAGAUUUUUUAACAGUAGUGUAUCAUCGACGACGAGCAUUACUAUCAAACAACUACUCGCAUUCCCCUUUGAUGAAACUAAUGAUGGAGAUGAAGAAGAUGGUGAUUAUAUUAUGUAA
Dracunculus medinensis (Guinea worm) is the source of this 711-nucleotide messenger RNA. The record is from the annotation of a GenBank genome assembly. Lineage: Eukaryota; Metazoa; Nematoda; Chromadorea; Rhabditida; Dracunculidae.